Messenger RNA from Dujonia railenensis, 3408 nucleotides. NCBI's taxonomy places the organism in Eukaryota, Fungi, Ascomycota, Pichiomycetes, Serinales, Debaryomycetaceae. The record is from the annotation of a GenBank genome assembly.
AUGAAAUUGGUAUAUAAAGAAGAUCCAAGGACUAUCGUUAUAGCUUCUAAUAAUUACUCAUUAGGAUUUCGUGCACUUCCUUCCACCCCUAGUAGUAUCGACAAUGCCAGUAGCCAGCUGUCGGUGGCAGUAGAGUUGCUUCCAACAUCUCAGGUUACAAGAGAAAAUGGGUACAAAAAUUUAUUGAAUAAAGAAAUAUUCGGGUGUUUAGGUCUUAUUGAGGUAGGUAAAAAGCCAUAUUUAGCUGUCAUCACUGGUGCUAUUAGUCAGGUAGCAAGACCAAUUAGUGGAGAAAGUGUCAAUAAGAUUUAUUCUGUAGACUUCAUAUCUUUGAUUGAUUCCGAGUGGGACUUCGCUAAUACUGACGAAGAUAACAGACCUCCGGGCUCUGGCUACGAUGAUGAACUGGUAGAAUUAAUUCAUCCCUGUACUGAUCUUAGGAAAUUACUUUCCAAUGGAUCAUUCUACUUUUCCAAUGAUUUUGAUUUAACCUCGUUGCUUCAAAAUAGAGGGAUUAAGGACCAACAACAGCAAGAAGACACCAAGAGGAAUGAGCUGAACCAAUCUACGAAGAUAUCUUAUGUGAAAGAAUAUAUGUGGAAUACUUUCAUGAUGCAGCAGCUUUUCAAAUAUAGAUCAAAUUUGGAGCCCUUCAAUCAAAGAAUUUUGGAUGACUUAAAGGUUUUCACAACAGUCAUAAGAGGUUUUGCUAAGACGAUAAAGAUUAAUAACUUGGACACAUUAACUAUUAUUUCAAAGCAAUCAUGGAAACGAGCUGGUACACGUUUUAAUGCGAGAGGUAUCGAUGAUAAUGGGAAUGUGGCGAACUUUGUUGAAACGGAGAUGAUAUAUAAUAACGCAAGUAAGUCUGAAGUUUAUAGUUUCACACAGAUAAGAGGCUCAGUGCCAGCUUUCUGGGAACAAGACACAACUUUGCUCAAUCCCAAAAUUACUCUUACGAGAUCCAUAGAAGCAACUCAACCAAUUUUUGAUAAACAUUUUACUAAUGUUUGUAACAAGUAUGGAGUCUGUCACAUUUUGAAUUUACUUUCUAAAACUAAACCUGCAGAAGUAGGUUUAAGUAGAAGAUAUAAGGAACUUUACUUUGCAUCUAAUCAUAGAGAUGAGAUGGAAUUUUCAGAGUUCGACUUUCAUCAAGAAACCAAGCAACUCGGUUUUGCAGGAGCGACUAAAAUUUUGCCCCUUCUUCAAGGAUCUUUGGAACAGUUUGGUUGGUUUGUGUAUGAUACUGAGCAUCAAGAAGUUGUUACAAGACAAGAUGGGGUCUUUAGAACUAAUUGUUUAGAUUGUCUUGAUAGAACUAACUUAAUUCAGCAAGUAAUCAGUAGAAGUAUUGUUGAACAUAUUUUAAGAAAUAGCUUUAAUGGAACUCACAGGGACACUUUAGUUGGCGAAGAUGUACUUAACAAACAUAACCUGUUAUGGGCAGAUAAUGGAGACGCUAUAUCACAAAUUUAUACUGGUACAAAUGCGCUAAAAUCUUCAUUUUCCAGAUCUGGAAAGAUGAACUUUGCGGGUGCUCUUUCUGAUGUUACUAAAUCAGUGAGUAGAAUGUACCAAAACACAUUUGUUGAUAAUAAGAAACAAACGUUAAUGGACAUAUUGUUGGGAAAUGAUGCUAGUAAUAGACCAGUGAAGAUCUUUGACCCUAUUAACGAAUUUGUACAAGAGAAGUUACAAGAGAAAGCGAAAUUAUUUACUACUAGUGAUAAUAUUAAUAUUUUCGUUGGUACUUUCAAUAUCAAUGCAGCAAAUCCUAGUCAAGGUAGAUUGAUUGACCUUACUUCGUGGUUGUUUCCACCGGAAAUAAGCGAUGAUAAUUUACCUGAUAUAUAUGGUAUAGGGUUGCAAGAACUUAUAGAGUUGAAUGCAGGUAGUAUACUUGCUGCCGAUUCUUCAAAACCUCUCCUUUGGGCUAAUUUAAUUGAACAGCAAUUAAGUUCUCAGGGUGGACAAUAUCUUUUACUUCGUACCGAACUGAUUGCUUCUAUGGCAUUGUUUUUGUUUGUUAAAAAGUCGCAAGUCCACAAUAUAACACAAGUCACUGGAUCAUCAAAAAAAACAGGUUUAGGGGGGAUUGCUGCUAACAAGGGAGGCUGUGCGGUUAGAUUUGAAGUUGGAGUUACUUCCUUUGCCUUGAUAACAUCCCAUUUAGCAGCUGGAACUAAUGCAAUGGUCGAAAGAUAUAAUGAUUAUCAGACAAUUAUGCAGGGACUUACUUUUACGAGAAAUUAUACAAUUAAGGAUCAUGAUCAUAUCAUUUGGUUUGGUGAUAUGAAUUAUAGAGUCAAUCUUCCUAAUGAUCAAUGCAGAGAUUUGAUAGAAAAUGGCGCUUUUGACGAUUUAAUGAGACAAGAUCAAUUAAACCAAGAGAUGACAUCAAAGGGUGCUUUCCAUGGGUUUAAAGAAGGAAUUGUUAAGUUUUAUCCAACAUAUAAAUUUGACAAAGGUACAUCUAAUUAUGAUACAUCUGAGAAACAAAGAGUACCUUCUUGGACAGAUAGAGUGUUGUAUAGAAGUGAACCCGCAAAGAAGCAUGACUUGCUGCAAGUCUCCUACAACUCCAUCAUGGACAUAUUUGCUAGUGAUCACAAGCCCGUUUAUGGAAUAUUCAAGAGCAAAGUGAACUAUGUUGAUGGCUCAAAGAAAAAGGAGAUUGCAAAACAAUUAUAUGUUCAGUAUAAGAAAUCGCACGGGGAUGAAGGGGAAGUUUCAUUGCUUGAUUUGGGAGAGAAAAGCGCAUCAAAAGGACCCUCAUCACCUUCGAUGGAUCCUUCGUUUGCUCAUUCUACCCUUUCAAGUCUUAACCUAUUAGAUGUUAACCUGCCACCUAAGUUACCAGCGAGAAAGAAUACUCUACCUAAGAGAAUUCCACCUCCGCCUGUUAGUAGAUUGACACCAUCAGUUAAUGGAAAUUCUGACAAUAUGAAAACCCAUGCAUCAACUCCAUCUCUCCCUGUUAGUUCAGCUCUGCUUCCCCUUCCCCCACCUCCUAGAAGGGCAGUGAGUACAGUUCCCGUUGGAUUUUCUUCAACCCCAUUAAUUCCAAGCAGAUCCACAUCUACAACUCCUAUAAAAACUUCGCAAGUGAACAGUAGACAGAAUACACCAACGAUUUCAGACCUCAACUCACUGCCUCAAAAUAAAACGAAUGGCUCAUCUCAACAACCUCCUACUACAAUUGCUCCAACACCAAGAAAACCAUUGGUACCAUCGAAGCCAGUUUCCUUGACAGCUACGAAGACACAUCAUGAUGGUGACAAAGAAAAUGAAACAAGUCCAAAGAAUUCUUCUACAUUUGCUCCAAUUCCACCUGCACCAAGGAAGGCAGGCUCUACCACUCCCAGUAUGUCAAUGAGCGAUUGGAAGCCUUUGGUACCUAAAUAG